Erigeron canadensis is the source of this 1200-nucleotide messenger RNA. RefSeq lists its product as uncharacterized. Lineage: Eukaryota; Viridiplantae; Streptophyta; Magnoliopsida; Asterales; Asteraceae. The coding region runs from base 1 to 1200 and encodes 399 amino acids. The record is from RefSeq and is a predicted model, not a curated record. The transcript has a single exon. Gene Ontology annotation, molecular function: zinc ion binding; nucleic acid binding.
AUGGACGAUCAUCAUAAUGACGAAGAUGAGCACCAUAGACAAAAUGAAGAAGAAGAGCCCGUAUUUGACGAGGAUAGCAUGGAUAUAUCGGAUCAAAUAGGGAGAGCUUUAGAAAAGUACACUCCCGUUUUACUCAAAAGGUUGAAUGCAACGAUGGAAGGGGCUAUGAAUAACCAUAUAGCUCAAAUGAUCACGGAAGAGGUUGCAAUUAACGUGCAGCAAGAAUUCGAGAAGCGUGAUACCAAAGAUAAAGGCAAGAAGACCGAAGAUGAAAAGGAGGUGGAAGUGACCGGGGAAAGAAUCUAUAAGAAGAAGUUCACUUUCCGAGAUUUUGAAGUAUGCCACCCUCCGGAGUAUCACGGUGAUCGUGAUCCCAUUGUUUGUACUCGGUGGAUAUCGGAGAUAGAAGGAGCAUUCCGUACUAGUCAAUGCCCUACACAUUUGAAGGUCAUAUUCGUGGUUGGUAUGUUAAGAAGUGGUGGGGAAAGAUGGUGGGAUGGUUUGCUGGCUAUUAAGAAGGGGGCACUAGAUAAUGUUGAAUGGCCCGAAUUUAAAGAAAUGUUCUUCAAGGAGUUCCGGUCGGAGGCCGAGGUAACUAAGUUGAGGAGUGAGUUCCUCAAUGAUUGUCAAGGCAACAUGAGCUUGAACGAAUUUCGAGCCCAAUUCUUGGACAAGGCUCAAUUUUGUCCGGAAUUUCUUGAAAAUGACCAAUUACUCAAGGAGCAAUUCUAUUUGAAGUUGAGGAAGAAUCUUCGGGAGAAGAUUAGCUUGCGUCAAAUCGAGUCUUUCUCCAUGUUGGCGGAUGUGGCCCGAGAUCAUGAAAUUGAGAUGUUGAGGGUUGAUGAAGGUGUUUUGAAAAGAAGGUAUGAAGAUGUAAAUUCUCCAAGCAAGCGGCCUAGACAAGAGGGUAGUUCCGGUAACCACUCAAAUAGAAGAAAUGUUCCUUUUUGCCGCCAAUGCAAGAAGAAUCAUUCGGGGGUAUGUAGGGCGGCGGAUAAGGGCUGUUAUACUUGUGGGAAGCCGGGGCACACUAGUCAGGAAUGUAGGUCUAAACCUCAAAAACCCAUUAUAUGCUUCAAAUGCUUUGAAGAGGGUCAUAUGAGAACUUCAUGCCCUAAGUUGACCGAGGAGGAGAGACUCGAAGAGAGAAGAAGGGGGGUAGAGAGGAAGAACACCCAAGUUCAGGGAAACCCAUGUUGA